Messenger RNA from Sorex fumeus (smoky shrew), 7058 nucleotides. RefSeq names its product zinc finger protein 609 (gene ZNF609). Gene Ontology annotation, biological process: regulation of transcription by RNA polymerase II. NCBI's taxonomy places the organism in Eukaryota, Metazoa, Chordata, Mammalia, Eulipotyphla, Soricidae. The coding region runs from base 278 to 4492 and encodes 1404 amino acids. Gene Ontology annotation, cellular component: nucleus. The record is from RefSeq and is a predicted model, not a curated record. The transcript is spliced from 10 exons.
CGGCGCGGGGAGGGCCGGAGGCCGGCGCCGCGGCGGGGCGGGCGGGGAGGGCCGCGGAGCGAAUGGCGGCCGGCGCCCCGUAGCAGCGGUUCGACGGUCCGGGUCCCCGGGCGGGCGGAGGCGGCGGCGGCGCCCGGGACCGGCCGCGCGCAAUGAUGUGGUCCACUGGGCAUGUACUGACCACUGUGGCAGGUCUGAGCACAUAGCUGAAGCUGAAAAUAGGAAAGCUGGGGGCAAGGAAGAGCCUUGAAUCUUGAGGUGGGACGUUGACUCUAAGAUGUCCUUGAGCAGUGGAGCCUCCGGAGGGAAAGGAGUGGAUGCGAACCCGGUUGAGACAUACGACAGUGGGGAUGAAUGGGACAUUGGAGUAGGGAACCUCAUCAUUGACCUGGACGCCGAUCUGGAGAAGGACCAACAGAAACUGGAAAUGUCAGGCUCAAAGGAGGUGGGGAUCCCGGCUCCCAAUGCCGUGGCCACACUACCCGACAACAUCAAGUUUGUGACCCCAGUGCCAGGUCCUCAAGGGAAGGAAGGCAAAUCCAAAUCCAAAAGGAGUAAGAGUGGCAAGGACACUAGCAAGCCCACUCUGGGGACUUCCCUGUUCACGCCCAGUGAGGGAGCAGCUAGCAAGAAAGAGGUGCAGGGACGCUCGGGAGACGGUGCCAAUGCAGGAAGCCUGGUUGCUGCUAUUGCUCCCAAGGGCUCAGAGAAGGUGGCUAAGGCAUCCCGCAGUGUAGCUGGCUCCAAAAAGGAGAAGGAGAACAGCUCAUCUAAGAGCAAGAAGGAGAGAAGCGAAGGAGUGGGAACUUGCACAGAAAAGGAUCCUGGGGUCCUCCAGCCAGUGCCCCUGGGAGGACGGGGUGGGCAGUAUGACGGAAGUACCGGGGUGGACACGGGAGCUGUGGAGCCUCUCGGGAGUAUAGCUCUUGAGCCUGGGGCCGCACUCAACCCUUUGGGAACUAAGCCGGAGCCUGAGGAAGGGGAGAAUGAGUGUCGCCUGCUAAAGAAAGUCAAGUCUGAAAAGAUGGAAUCCCCUGUCUCCACACCAGCGGUGCUGCCUCUACACCUUUUGGUGCCAGUGGUCAAUAGUGACAUCUCCUCCCCUUGUGAGCAGAUCAUGGUUCGGACCCGAUCUGUUGGGGUCAACACAUGUGAUGUGGCUUUAGCCACAGAGCCAGAGUGCCUGGGCCCCUGUGAACCUGGGACAAGCGUCAACCUUGAGGGUAUCGUGUGGCAGGAAACAGAAGAUGGGAUGUUGGUGGUGAAUGUAACGUGGAGAAAUAAGACAUACGUAGGUACACUUCUAGACUGCACCAGGCAUGAUUGGGCACCUCCCAGGUUCUGUGACUCCCCUACCAGUGACUUAGAAAUGCGCAAUGGCCGGGGCAGGGGCAAGCGUAUGCGUCCCAACAGCAACACGCCUGUCAGUGAGGCCGCCACCGCCUCAGACAGCAAAGGUAGCAGCAGCAGCAGCAAAACCCGGGCAGGCGCCAACAGCAAAGGCCGCCGGGGCAGCCAGAAUUCCUCUGAGCAUCGCCCGCCUGCCAGCAGCACCACUGAGGAGGUCAAGGCCAGCCCUUCCUCGGCGAAUAAGCGGAAAAACAAGCCUCUCUCUGACAUGGAGCUGAAUUCCAGCUCAGAGGACUCCAAGGGGAACAAACGUAUCCGCACGAAUUCCAUGGGGUCAGCCACUGGCCCCCUCCCUGGGACCAAGGUGGAACCCGCCGUUGUAGACAGAAACUGUCCCUCCCCCGUCCUCAUUGACUGUCCCCACCCAAACUGCAACAAGAAGUACAAGCACAUCAAUGGACUCAAGUAUCACCAAGCUCAUGCCCACACUGACGACGACAGCAAGACAGAAGCGGACGGGGACAGUGAGUGCGGGGAGGAACCAGGUCUCCACACGGAGAUCGGCAGCUGCAAUGGUGCGUCUGUGGCACAAAAAGGCUCCCUGUCCCCAGCCCGCUCCGCCACCCCCAAAGUCCGACUCGUCGAGCCCCACAGCCCUUCUCCGUCUGGCAAGUUCAUCACAAAAGGCCUCUGCAAGAAGAAGCUGAGUGGGGAGGUGGACCCUGACCUCGGGGCCUCCUCCAACGACGGCUCAGACGAUGGGCCCGCUGUCAUGGACGAGACCAGCAGUGAUGCCUUCGACUCCACGGACAGGAAGUGUUUGGAAAAGGAGAAGUGUAAGAAACCCGCCAGUCUGAAGGCAGAAAAGAUGCCUGCCAAGAGCUUGAAGGCAGCCCGGCCCAUCGCCCCCGCCCUCCCGCCGCAGCAGGUGUAUGCCUUCCAGACCGCCGCCUUCACGGCCGCCAGCCCCGGCUCCUCCUCUGGCCUGGCCACCACCGUGGUCCAGGCCAUACCCAGCAGCCCCCAGCUCAAGCCCAUCCAGCCGAAGCCCACCGUAAUGGGGGAGCCCUUCGCUGUCAGCCCCACCCUGACGCCUGCCAAGGACAAGAAGAAGAAGGACAAAAAGAAGAAGGAGAGUGCCCGGGAGCUGGAAAGCCCUCUGACGCCUGGUAAGGCCUGUCGCACAGAGGAAGGCAAAAGCCCGUUCCGGGAAGCGGCAGGAGAUGGGAUGAAAGUGGAGGGACUCCUCAACGGGUCCUCAGACCCCCACCAGAGCCGCCUGGCAAGCAUCAAGGCUGAAGCGGAUAAGAUCUACAGCUUCACCGACAAUGCCCCCAGCCCUUCCAUCGGAGGCAGCAGCCGCCUGGACAGCACCACCCCCACCCAGCCGAUGACACCCUUACAUGUUGUGACCCAGAACGGGGCCGAGGGCAGCUCUGUCAAAACCAGCAGCCCCGCAUACUCCGACAUUUCUGACGCCGGGGAGGACGGGGAGGGCAAAGUGGACAGCAUCAAAUCCAAGGACCCUGAGCAGCUGGUCAAGGACUGUGCUAAGAAAACCCUCUUCCCCACUCAGCCCCCGAGCAAAGACUCACCCUAUUACCAAGGCUUUGAGAGUUAUUACUCGCCCAGUUACGCACAGUCGAGCCCAGGUGCUCUGAACCCCAGCGGCCAGGCAGGAGGGGAGAACCAGGCUGUGAAGACAAAGAAGGACGAGGAGCCUGAGAGCGGGGAGGGCAAGGGGAAGACCGACCCGGGCGAAGAGAAGAAGCCGGAGCUGAGCGGCUCCAGCCAGCAGCCGUCCGUCAUCCAGCAGCGCCCCAACAUGUACAUGCAGUCCCUGUACUACAACCAGUACGCCUACGUUCCCCCCUACGGCUACGGUGACCAGAGCUACCACGGCCACCUGCUCAGCACCAGCACGGCCUACCGGCAGCAGUACGAGGAGCAGCAGAAGCGCGGGCUGGACAAGAAGCCGGAGCUGGGCCUGAAGGAGCGCGAGGCUGCGCUCAAGGAGGAGUGGAAGCAGAAGCCGUCGGCCCCGCCCACACUCACCAAGGCCUCCAGCCUGACGGAUCUGGUCAAGGCGGGGCCCGGCAAGGCCAAGGAGCCAGGCACUGACCCCACCAAGUCAGUCAUCAUUCCCAAGCUGGACGAAGCAUCCAAACUGCCCAUCCAGGGCCCCGAGGGACUUAAAGUGAAGCUGAGUGAGGCCGGCCACCUUGGCAAGGAGACCCCUGAGGCCAAGGUCGGUGCCGAGUGUGGGAGACAGGCAGAAGUGGACCCGGUCCUCUGGUACCGGCAGGAAGCAGAGCCCCGGAUGUGGACCUAUGUGUAUCCUGCCAAGUACUCGGACAUCAAGUCAGAGGAUGAGCGGUGGAAGGAGGAACGGGACCGCAAACUGAAGGAGGAGCGGGGCCGGAGUAAGGACGCUGUCCCCAAGGAAGACAGCAAGGAAAGCACAAGUAGUGACUGCAGCAAGCUGCCCGCUACCGAGGAGGCCCGCCUCGGGGGCAAGGAGCCCCGGCCCAGCGUGCACGUGCCUGUGUCAUCCCCCCUCACUCAGCACCAGUCCUACAUCCCCUACAUGCACGGCUACUCCUACAGCCAGUCCUACGACCCGAGCCACCCCAGCUACCGGGGCCUGCCCGCCGUCAUGAUGCAGAACUACCCAGGUUCCUACCUGCCUUCCAGCUACUCUUUCUCCCCGUACGGCAGCAAGGUGUCAGGGGGAGAAGAGGCAGACAAGGCCCGUGCCAGCCCCAGUGUCAGCUGUAAGCCCAGCUCCGAGUCCAAAGCCCUGGACAUCCUGCAGCAGCACGCCAGCCACUACAAGAGCAAGUCCCCCACGAUAAGUGAUAAAUCGUCUCAGGAGAGAGACCGGGGAGGCUGUGGGGUGGUAGGAAGCAGCGGCAGCUGCAGCAGCGUCGGGGGUGCAAGUGGCAGUGAACGGAGCGUGGACCGGCCCCGCACCUCCCCUUCCCAACGCCUCAUGUCCACGCACCACCACCACCACCACCUGGGUUACUCGCUGCUCCCGGCACAGUACAACCUGCCCUACGCCACAGGGCUUUCCUCCACAGCCAUUGUCGCCAGCCAGCAAGGCCCGACUCCUUCUCUCUACCCACCCCCCAGGAGGUGAGAAUGACCACCAAGUGCCCGGACACAGUCAGCUUCACGGGCCCAGAUCGGCCCACCCAAGGAGGUGCUCGAGGUGCCACUUAGACAUCAGUUAAAUGGUGUUGAUCUUCCUGUUUGGCGUUCCUGCCCUGGCCAGAGGCAGACCCUCAGCUAUCCCGCCUCCACCAGACCCCUGGACUCUGACCCGCCUCUUCCUCAGGAGCUGGAGAGCUGGUUCUUAGCAAAAAUAUUUAUUCUCUUGGCCACAGUCGUGAGUGGUGUGGCCUCUGGAGCCACCAGGGCAGCAGGGCCUCUGCCCCGCAAAGUCACUGCUCUGUUCCCCAAGUCCUUGGCAGUGCCCCGGAGGGCCCGGUGCUGGGUCAGGUCUGAAGACAGCACAGCAGCCACUACCAGAUCCCGUGUCCCUCCUCGGUGGAGCCCCGGGAGCUGACCACACGUGGAAGAAUUAGAAUCUCAGGAAAGAAGUUGGGGGGCUGUUUUCUCUGUCUUGGUGAAAAUAAGGCCUUCUGACUCGAAGGCUUCUCCCCUCUGACAUGAGCACAUAGGCAUGCUGGUCGCUGCACCUGGAUGGAAGUCCCCAGAUAACCCCCAGAAGGCCUGGGUACCGUCAGGCAGGGGGGCCUUGGGAGCGUGGGAGCACUGGAGCUGGAGCGUGGACGGAGCCUGUGGAAAAGCACCUGCAUCCCCACCGCAUCCUGCUGCUUCUUAGCCUUCAACUGCGCACCCUCCUCUCCCCCCUCCUGGUCCCUCCUGGUGCCUUUCCCAGAGGUCCCCACACUUGCUCUCUCUCUCUUCAGCUGCUCGGCUCCUGAGCCUCGGGCAGAACAGGGAGCUCAGAGCUGGCCAGGCCAGGCCCUCUCCGCCGUGUGAGCUGUUUCUCUGGGACCCCAUCUUCUAGGGGCCACUGCCUGGGGUCUCUGUGAUCCCUUCACCCUGGGGGCUGCUUCUCCGCCCUCCCAUCCCAAGCUCUCCGAGCUGCCGAAUGUUGGGUUCAGCGGGGAGCCAUAGCUCUCUGCGCCUGUGCUCUUGUCCUUUGUCCUCCUGUUUUGGCUUGACCUUCGGGCCAGGUCCCAUCUGAUGCCAGAGAUGGGCGUUGAGGCUGGAGAGCACAGGGACUGGGCCCCACAGCGCAGCUUCAAAGAGCCAUGGGGUCCCUCCAGCCCUCCCCCGCAGUUCCCACAUCUUCGUUUUUGUCCAGUUUGGGUUCUGAGCCCUCCCCAGCCCCCUGUGCCCCGGCUGUGUGGGGGACAGGCUUCUGAGCAGCAUGGAAGUCGUCAUGGUGCAGACAGCUUGACCCACUUGAGUCAGGGGGCGACUGAGUUUCAGCCUGGUGUGGCCCUCCAGGUUCUGUCCCGGUUGUUUUCAAUAUCAUUGUGUGUUUUGUGCCCGUAGCACUGCUCUGUACAUACUGUAAAGACCCCAGCCUUGGCCGAGCCGUCUGCUUCCCUUGCACCCGUCCACUUGGGGACCGGGGCAGCCUCGGUCGGCCGAGGGACCAGCCCUUUUAUUUUCCCUGAAGAAACAGUUCUCGGAUCCUGGCUCACUCGGGCCAAGAGCCGUGACACAGUGGCCUGGUAUGCAGACACUGAGCGAAGGACUUGCUGUCCUUCCCGGAGGGAGCAGGACCCCGUGCAUGAGACCUGUGACCUGGUCCGGGGAGCCCCAACCGCAUCCCACAAGAACAGUGGGAGAGUCGGACCCAGACCACCAGGUCCAGGCUCUCUGAGCCCCCUCUCAGCCCACCCGAGUUCCAGAGAAGGCGCCACCCUGGGGAAGAGCCUUGCCUCGAGGCCCUCAGAUGCUCAGGCCGUUGUCCUCUUCAUGCCUUCUCUGUCCUCCCUCCCUGAGACGGGGCCACGGCACCUUGUGAAGAGAAAAGUCGUUCUUGCAUCUCCGCUUUCCAAGGCAGGGUGGCGGGCUGGGCUCCACAGAAGGGCUAAAGUCACUGUGGGCUUUGAGGUCACCUGUCACUGUCUCAUGUCCCCUGCCCCCAUUUUGCUUUCCAUUCUGUUGCUCCCCAGACUCAACCAGGCAGCUAGUUGGCCCCACAGUUCUGGACCUUUGUCAUUUGCUUUCUCACUAGGGCACCCCAGGGAGCUUCCCAGUGACUCUCUGCCACAGGCCCUCCCAAGCCCUGUCCCCAGGCCCCUCCUGCCCCAGCCCACCCGCUUGCCUUGGUGCUCAGCCCCCUUUGGGGACAGGUUGGGGCGAGCUGGAGGCCCGGGCUGGAGGGGCGGUGUUACUGUUCAUAGCUUUUGUUCCAUUGGCGUUGCUCUGUUGCAUUUAAUUUCAGUCUUCCUGAUUCUUCCCUUCUGUAAAGUGUACAUUACAAGUUCCUUGUUUUUUUUUUAUAUAUAUAUAUGUAUAUAUAUAUAUAAAUAUAUAUAUAUACAAACUGUACUCUUUUUGCCUUUGUACAUUCAGGCAAGAAGAGAAAAUAAAUCUUUUUAAGAGACAAUCACAAAUCUGUGAGGGCUGCUGGUUAUUUCUCCUGGAGUCGCUGCUGAGCCGCCUCCUUUCUUCACCAUUCCCUUCCCUUCCCUUCCCCGCCGCCUGCCUCCCCCCUC